CCCGAAUACAGAGAGGUCAUCAGUCAAGAUGCCGGGUCGUCAAGCACACGGAAGGCCGCUGCUGGCCCAGCCAAAGGCCAAGGCUGGCCCCAAAAAGUCCAAGUCGAGGGCGCAGGCGAAUGCGCUGAAUGCCUUCAACAUUGCGCAGGAGAGAUUUCCCACAAAGGAGAAGAAGACGCCGCGAGCGCGGGAGCUGGACGCCGAGAUCGAGAAGAAGCAUUCGCGAGACGAGGAAGACGAGGAUGAGGAGGACGAAGAGGAGGGGCCCAGGCGAAAGAAGGUCAAGGCCCCCAAACGGGGCGCAGCGACGGAUGGCGACGUCGAGUUUGGCAGCGACAGCGAGGGAAACGAGUGGCAGCUCGGCGGCAUGGCGGACGACGACGACGACUCUGAGAUUGAGAGUGAAGACGCGUUUGGCGACAGCGACAACGAGAUGUUCCAGGGCUACACUUUCCGCGGCUCCAAGUCCGGCAAACGAAAGCAGGAUGACGACUCGGACGACUCUGAUGACAGCAAUGACGAUCUGGGAGAGACCCUUGGCGAAGAUGCCAUCGAUCUGGCGACGGCUCUGGAUCAAUUUGAGGAAGAAUCCGAAGAAGAACCAGAGGUUGAAGAAGAGUCCGAAGAAGAAUCAGAAGAAGAGGACGAUUCCGACGAAUCUAGUGCAUCUGAUGACGACGAAGACGAUGUUGAGGAUGACAGCGACGAGGAGGCCGAUCCCGAGAAACUGAAACAGCUCAGAGGCCUGAUAUCCGGUUUUGGUGGCGAGGAAGAAGACGACGAGAAGAGCAAGCCCUCAUCCAACCAACAGAAAAUCGACCUUGGCGAUCUCGGACUCUCUGGGCUAAACGACCCCUUCAUGAAGCAAUCGGUAAAGCUCCUGAAGAAGGAAUCCAAGGAGACACGGCCCGGCGCAACAAAGAAGCUGGCUGUGCCAUUGUCGCGGAGAGAACAGGGACGCCUGGACCGAGCGGUUGCCUACCAGAAGACGAACGAGACACUUGAUCGAUGGACAGAGACUGUCAAGCAGAACCGCAGAGCCGAACACCUGAUAUUCCCCCUUCCCCAGAACUCAGACUCAGCCGGGCUCGAUCGGUCAGAGCUUCAGCCCCUCUCAUUGAAGAACGCCGCCACCGAGCUGGAGUCGACAAUCAUGGGCAUCAUGGAGCAGAGCGGCCUGUCCCUGGAAAAGGAGAAGAAGCCCAAGAAGCAGGAGUUUGACGAGGAGGGCAACCUGCUUACGCGGAAGCAGGUGCUGGAAAGGAAGCGUCUGGAGCGAGAGAUCAACUCCCGAGAGGCGAAGCGCGCAAAGCGCAUCAAGAAGAUCAAGAGCAAGGCCUACCACCGAGUGCACCGGAAGCAGAGGGAGCGCGACGAGAUGGCCGCCAAGGAGGCCAUGGCCGAGGCCGGCGAGAUCGACUCCGAGGAGGAGAGGGAGGCCCAGGACCGGCGCCGCGCCCUGGAGCGCGUGGGCCAGCGCCACAAGGACAGCAAAUGGGCCAAGAUGGGGUCCAAGGCGAAGCGCGCCGUGUGGGACGACGACUUCCGAUCCGGCCUGACGGAGAUGGCUCGCAAGGACGAGGAGCUGCGCCGAAGGAAGGAGGGCAAGAGCUCAAGGGGAGCAGGCGAUGAUUCGGACGAGACCAGCAGCUCGGGAUCCGAUUCAGACGACGACGACGUCGCCAAGAUCCGGCGACAGCUGGAUGAGCUGGAGCAGGAGGACGACGAGCCCCAGUCGAGGCUGAUGAAGAUGAAGUUUAUGCAAAAGGCGGAAGCGGCGCGGAAAAAGGCAAACGACGACCUCAUCCAGGAGAUCCGCAGGGAGCUGGACGGCGAAGAAGGAGCCCAGGUAUCCGAUGAAGAAGAAAAGGGGGGCGAGAUCGGCCGGAGACAGUACGGCACCGGAGCCGCCAACCCGUUCUCCAUGGCGCGGGACAACAGCUCCGCCCGGGAGGCCAGAGAAAAGCGAAGCAAGGAGGAGGCCCGAAAGGAGCGGGAAGAAGUCCGCUUCGCAAACGGCGACGGGGCUCCCCAUGUCGCGAACGGCUCGGUCAACCACGCCUGGUCGACGCCUGCCGAGGCGACGUCCUCCAUAGCGGGCGCUUGGUCCCGGGACGACUCUCGCAGAAAGAAGUCUUCUUCCGCACGAGCCGACGACCUCGAUCUCAACGCCAACAUCCUCACCGCCUCUCAGCCAUCCAAACCGAAACCGAAAUCCUCCUCCUCCACUACUCCCAAGAAAUCCCGCCCUCAGGACGACAACAACGACGACGAUACCUCCUCCGAAUCCGACGCAGACUCAGAAAACAGGCUCCCGCUAGCCAUCCGCGACAAGGCCCUCGUAGCGCGCGCCUUUGCGGGCGAAGACGUCGUCGCCGAGUUCCAGCGCGAAAAGGAAGAGAUUGCGGAAGCCGACGACGACAAGAUCAUCGACAACACGCUCCCCGGGUGGGGCUCUUGGGUGGGCGAGGGCAUCAGCGCGCGCGAGAAGAAGCGCCAUCAGGGCCGGUUCCUGACAAAGGUCGAGGGCGUCAAGAAGAAGGACCGCAAGGACGCCAAGCUGGACAAGGUCAUUAUCAACGAGAAGCGCGUCAAAAAGAACGACCGGUAUCUUGCUUCGCAGCUGCCCUUCCCAUUCGAGUCGAGACAGCAGUACGAACGGGCUUUGCGUCUGCCUGUCGGACCGGAGUGGAUGACCAAGGAGACGUUCCAGGAGAACACGAAGCCGAGGGUCAUUAUCAAGCAGGGCAUCAUCAAGCCCAUGUCGAAGCCUACUGCAUAGAUUGGGGUGUGGCAUGCUUGGGAUGG
This is a messenger RNA of Trichoderma citrinoviride, 2808 nucleotides long. RefSeq names its product Utp14-domain-containing protein. The record is from RefSeq and is a predicted model, not a curated record. NCBI's taxonomy places the organism in Eukaryota, Fungi, Ascomycota, Sordariomycetes, Hypocreales, Hypocreaceae. Bases 29 to 2782 code for a protein of 917 amino acids. Gene Ontology annotation, cellular component: nucleolus; small-subunit processome. The transcript is spliced from 4 exons. Gene Ontology annotation, biological process: rRNA processing.